Enhydra lutris kenyoni (northern sea otter) is the source of this 1216-nucleotide messenger RNA. It is a transcript of the gene XG, whose product is annotated as Xg blood group. Bases 18 to 596 code for a protein of 192 amino acids. The transcript has 11 exons. The record is from RefSeq and is a predicted model, not a curated record. NCBI's taxonomy places the organism in Eukaryota, Metazoa, Chordata, Mammalia, Carnivora, Mustelidae. Gene Ontology annotation, biological process: positive regulation of neutrophil extravasation; homotypic cell-cell adhesion; T cell extravasation.
UCCUGCUGCCACCAAGGAUGGAGAGCUGCUGGGGCCUCUUCUGGGUCACGGUGCUGGGCUUCCUGGCGCAUGUGCAAGGUCAGCGUGACUUCGAUUUGGCUGACGCUCUCGACGACCCCGAGCCCACCAAGAAGCCGAACUCAGAUCUCUACCCAAGGCCGAAACCGCCGUACCACCCGCAGCCCGGGAUGCCGGACGACGGUGGAAAUAUCUACCCAAAGCUGAGGCCACACCCUCGCCCUCAGCCCGGCGGUUCUGACGGCGGCGGAGGUUACUUUGGCAACACCGACCGGGAUGACGGCCGCUACCCGCCCAGACCCAAGCCGCCCGCAGGAGGAGGUGGGAGCUACUACCCCAGCAACGACGGGUCUGGAAACACGCACGGAGGAGGGCGCUCUAGACCCAACUCGUACGGAAAUAAUUAUGGCGGAGACGGAUACUCGACCUCCGGGAACCCACAGGGUAACACGGUAGCGAAAAUCGUGUCUCCCGUCGUGUCCGUGCUGGUGGUCACGCUGGUGGGUGCCGCGGCCGGUUACUGCCAACGCAACCGAAUGAGGAACUGUUUGAGGACAAAUGAACCAGCACACGUGUGAGGGUUUGGAGACCCAGCGGUCGCUUGGGAAGAUGCUUGGUGUAGACAGGAAUGCCGUUGGCCGCUCCUGGGACACUUCCUUUCGUCGUCGACGUCACCCGCCGCACUGACGUGACUUCGGUUUGGCCCAGAAAGCAUCCCCAGUCCGCAGGACACGGUGCAUUCAUGAGCAUGACUGGGUUCCUCCUCGGGUCGAACAAAGAUUCUUCCUUCCUCUGAUGGUUUGAUCGCGCCUGUGGAUAGAUGCCGUCUCUGGCUUGGGUUCCCAGCGCUACCUCGGCCUGCAGGACGUGCAUGUGGGUGACCCAUGUGUGUCUCCCCAAAGCACAGUGCAGGUCCCAGGACACGGGUGCUGUCUUCUUCUGGGGUAUCAGGAACACCACUGGGGGUGGGGGGAUGGUUUCCAGGAAGCUCUGGGGGGAAGCUUGGCCCAGGCUGAGUCUCUAUCCGAGGGCCGGCGCCCGCCGGUGCCCGCCGGUCUGGCUCUUGUGGGAUGCGGGAUUCUCAGCCCUGGGGACGGCUUCGACCAACCCUCCCUCCCCUGCCCGUAACCUGCACACACCGAGGUUGGGUUUUGGGAUUGUACAUGCACAGUUGCUCGAGUGCAAGCCGUCUCGGGGG